CGCCUGCCGCUAACACAGCGGGCAUAAAAUACCGCGAGAAGAGAUUCGAGCCGCCUUUGAAAAAAUGGCGGACGAGGUUGAUCAGCAACAAACUACUAAUACAGUAGAAGAACCUUUGGAUCUCAUCAGACUUAGUCUUGAUGAACGAAUUUAUGUGAAAAUGAGAAAUGACCGAGAACUUCGAGGCAGAUUACAUGCUUACGACCAGCAUUUAAAUAUGAUUUUGGGUGAUGUUGAAGAAACUGUGACAACAAUAGAGAUUGAUGAAGAAACGUAUGAGGAAAUCUACAAAUCCACCAAGAGAAAUAUCCCUAUGCUGUUUGUCAGAGGAGAUGGAGUCGUACUUGUCGCUCCUCCACUGAGGGUUGGCUGAUACUAUGAAAAUGGAUUAUUUGGACCUCAACUUACUGGUUUCUUCUCCUCUUAAAUAUAAAGACUCUGCACGUAAUUUUACACAGAUCUUUACAACCUAGACUGUGUAUUGUGAAUUCAUGACUUGAUUUGGGAAAUAAAUGUUAUAAAACGUAUUACCUGGAAUAAUAUAAGUAACAUUCCCUUCUGCAUCAGAUUGGUGUAUUCAGCAUUUUAGUUAAUGUCUGUGGGCACUGCUCUCCUAUUUUUUUAAAAUAAAUUUCAUUUACUUA
Anolis sagrei ordinatus is the source of this 644-nucleotide messenger RNA. It is a transcript of the gene LSM3, whose product is annotated as LSM3 homolog, U6 small nuclear RNA and mRNA degradation associated. Gene Ontology annotation, cellular component: Lsm1-7-Pat1 complex; catalytic step 2 spliceosome; precatalytic spliceosome. Gene Ontology annotation, molecular function: RNA binding. Lineage: Eukaryota; Metazoa; Chordata; Lepidosauria; Squamata; Anolidae. Gene Ontology annotation, biological process: mRNA splicing, via spliceosome; P-body assembly. The record is from RefSeq and is a predicted model, not a curated record.